CACAGAUCAAGAAGGGGGAGGUUUUCCAGGGAAAAGUGACUUCACGCAUCAAAGUCAUUCACACGUCGGAGUCAAUCCAGAUCACAAUGGAGAUGAACGUUCUACUGAUGCUCCUUCCUUUCCUGACAGGUGUAUUUUCACUGAGACCUAAAACAAUAUACACCAGGACAGGGGAGAUGGUGGUGCUGCGCUGCCCUCAGAAACAUGAUUCUGACACGACUAUCCUGUGGACCAACCAGACGAGACAGGGGAUGGAUGUGACCAGCAUCCUGUCAACACAGUCAGCUGCUUUGAGUCAGAUGGACGUACUUCUACACGGGCACAUCCUUGUGAUACUCAGUGCCUCUUUGAGCCAUCAGGGAAAUUAUUCAUGUUCAGCGAGGAAUGCCAGCAGAAGGUUCUGGUUCAGCCUGAUUGUGUAUGAACCCCAGUCCAGAGAGUAUGAAGAGAGGAAUCGUUAUUCCACAACAUGCUACACACAGGAGUCCUGCACACUGUAUUGUCCUACAGCGAACAUCCCCGCUCACGAUACUCCUAAUAUCACAGGCAGAGGAAUCACUUGGCACAAGGAGGGCGAGACAGUGUCAACACCACACGACUUCCCGAGUGCAGUGGAAAGAGACGGUGGCAUCUACAAGUGCAUCAGAUCUUUCUUGUACGACGGUCAAAUUUAUAACAUGAGCUUCUCAGUAGUGCUGGAAAUCCAGAAAAGCAAAUAUGGAAAAUCCGAGAUCAUCUCGCCACAUCAAAAUGACGUGUUCCACAUAGACUUAGGAUCAACAUUAGUGAUAGAGUGUAAAGCUGUUGCGUACUCCGACUAUGACGUGGUGUUUUGGCUAAGUGAGAAUUCAUUUGUCGAUACAGAUGAGAGCCUACCCGUUUUCUACAAUUAUUCAAGUACCAAAUAUAUAGAUGAAGUAAAUAUGACAGCCUCGUUAGUCUUCAAAGACGUGUCAGAGGAGGACCUGUUGAAGAAAUACACGUGUAAACUGGAGUCUGACCACCAACAGUCAAGCUUUAUCACCAUCUCUCUGGCUGAAAAACGUACGCCAGGCAUUUGUCCCGUGACGGCCAAAGAGAUCUAUGCUAACGCUGGUGACCUGGUGAUGCUAAACUGCAGGGAGUCUAAACAUGAUGGUACCGUAAUGCUUUGGAAGAUGGAGAAAGACCAGGAGAUGCACCUCUACAGCAACAUGUCAGCGUCUGAGCAGCAGAAGCUCGAUGAGCCUCAGCCAAAGUUAGGAAUCUAUUUACCCAAGAAUGGUCAGAUUUUUGAAGUAGAACUCGGCACAAAAAAAGUGAUUGCUUGCAAAGCACUCGUAGAUUCUUGCCAAAAUGAACCAUAUUGGACGAGUGACGGGGAAUUUGUGGAUGACUCGGAUUUUUUCACAGAUCCAUGUGAAAAUGAAAAAAUGCCGAAAUGGAUGAAUACAUCUUUAAUUUUCAGAGAGGUGUCACCUGAAAACCUGUCAAAAACUUUUACAUGUGCAUAUUCAAGUCACAAACUCAUCUCCACCGUCAACAUCACCCUCGUUAAAAUAGCUCAACCUUCUCAUGUGACGCUAAUCGUAUGCUCUGUCUGCGUUGUGGUGUCGAUGGUGGUGAUCGUUGUUGUUUAUGUGAAGUUUAAAAUUGACGUCACCCUUUUCCUACGAGAUAAAGUUGGCUUUAAAGAUUGCCGAAGCAGCACUUCAGAUGGAAGAAGCUACGAUGCAUUUUUGAUGUGUUAUAAAAGCAUCACUGAUGGAGGACUGAGUGAGGAAGACAGAAAGUGCCUGGCGAGCACUUUGGAAAAUGAGUUUGGCUACAGCAUCUGUCUUUAUGAUCGAGAUGUCUUACCUGGUCAAGCUGUAGCCGAUGCUGUGUUGGACUGCAUACAGCAGAGCCGGGCUGUGGUUUUGAUUCCCGGCUUUCCUGAUCCUGAACCAGGAAGUGCAGUGCUGAGCGCCAUCCACUCUUCUCUAGUGGAGCGGAAGACGCGCUUGAUUUUUAUAAACACAGAGCAGACGGAGGCGUCGACGUCGGGUUCGUUUCCAGAGGCUUUGCAGCUCCUGAGUAAAGCCGGGAAUAGCGUCACCUGGAAGGGACGGCCGCCCCCCACCUCCUUCUGGAAGCAGCUGCGUUAUCACUUACCGGCCCCACAGCAAACACCAAAAAUGCAACUUUUAUCACAAGAAUGCUAGGAUGAUAUCCAAACCUAACUAACCAUUUUACACUGGACAUACAACAUGAGCGAUAAGAAAUGCCAAGUAUUUUGUUUAUGCGUUAACAAAAUAAUGCAGAAAUCAAUUUAAUGAAUGUGUUUAUAUUUAAAAUAUCCUGUUUAUUUAUGACUUUAGUCUACUGAGUACCUCAGUGCAGUACACUAAGAAAAACUGACAUGUGAAUGCAACAAUUAUAUUUCUAUCUUAUUGCAACAGUACAAGUUGAGUAUUUGCAGUUGUUUAUGUAACAUGUGAACAGCACAGUAAAAGUGAACAGCAGAAUGUGAA
Molecule: messenger RNA, 2492 nt
Organism: Xiphophorus couchianus (Monterrey platyfish)
Lineage: Eukaryota; Metazoa; Chordata; Actinopteri; Cyprinodontiformes; Poeciliidae
Exons: 14
Coding region: 87-2183 (698 amino acids)
Biological process (GO): signal transduction
Molecular function (GO): interleukin-1 receptor activity
Source: RefSeq, a predicted model, not a curated record